This is a messenger RNA of Amoebophrya sp. A120, 2923 nucleotides long. Lineage: Eukaryota; Dinophyceae; Syndiniales; Amoebophryaceae. The record is from the annotation of a GenBank genome assembly.
GAGGAUCAAUUUUUAACCUGAAAAGUAGAAAAGCAAACUCGGUCUACUACGUUGUGGUGAAGGACAUAUGACUUCCACGAAGAAGUGGACUCGAAACCAUUUCUAACCGUCGUGUUUUUCUAUUUCACCGCUUUCAGUGCAGGUUCUUAUCUUUUUAUCUGGAUUACUUUCUGUCCCCCACAAGGUGAAGCUCAACACCAUGACACUUUUCUUGACCCACACGACCUCCAAGUUUCUGAAAAUGCGACUUCCAAUAAGCGAGUAGUUUUCAUCACCCCCCACGACUCCAACUAUUUCAGCUGCUAUUCAUCGAUUUGAUCUUCAGUUUUAUUUCCUGAAGCAAGAACUAAUUUGGUUUCCGCAGCAGCCCCAAAGAAACCCGCACACCAUGGUCAUGGCCCCCCAAAGCCGUCCCCAUCAAAAUGGAGUUGCGAGUCACCCGACAAAUCCUCUGUCCGACGCCACCAUUCUCCGUGAACUCCAAAGCUUAAAACGGGAGGAGCACUACGCGAUUUUCGCGAAAAAGCGCAAAAAGGCCCUGCCAAUCGUCGUGGUAACCGGUUUUCUCGGUAGCGGAAAAACCACUUUGCUUCGCCAUGUCUGCAACAAUCGGUUGAAUUUACGCCUUGCGACCUGUGUCCACGAGGCGGCCACGGUGAACAUUGAUUCACAUUUAAUCGCAGGGGACAAGGCGAGAAAAAAUGAAGGUGUUUCAAAUCUUCGCGAAGAGGACGGGAAUAUUUGCAAAACGCCGGACGACGACGUCGAGGAGGACAAAAACUAUCAAAACGACACAAAUAAAACUCUUGGUGUCCACCGCCACGGCGGCCAACAAGGGACCAACUAUACGACCAGCAACCAUGACUUCGCAAUUUCCGGCCGCUCUCUGAACGGUUUUUUCAAGGAUAAAUCCGACCACGGCCUUUUCGCGCAGAUUAAGCACCAGGGGUGGGUCAUCCCCUUGCACGGCGGCGGCUGCUGCGGGUGCGACCGCGCGAAUUAUGAAUCUUCGCUGACGAGCACGUUGAAGAUUUUUUUGACCGAGGGGAUCGAUGAGGGGAAUCUCGACUACGUUUUGCUGGAAUUGUCCGGGGCGGAGGACCCAUUUCGCGUCUGCGACAUGAUGAACAAAAGCUUUGGGAGCCUGUACCGGGUGCGAUUAGACCAAGUGGUUUGCGUCAUCGACUGCUCAGAAGUGUUGGAGUAUGAUGAAGCGAAAAUGGAGCUGGUCUUCCGGCAGCUGGAAAACGCUGAUUCGCUGGUUUUGAACAAACUGGAGUUUUUGCUGGAGGAGGUUUAUGGGGCUGGGGCGGGAAGUUGUGAUAAAAGGACGAGUCGUCCGACAGAAGGCGGAGACAGUGCCCUUGAGCCUGUUGGCCCCGCUAGCACCGACAGCUCUCCGGAAGACGGGUCGUUUUUCAUCUGCGAGGAGAUUGUCUCGCCAGAAGAAGAGGAAAGGAGAAGAGACGAAUUGGUCGAGAGGAUUUUGAAGAAACUCAACAUUGCAACAUCUUCGGGGAAAAAUCUAUCAUCCUCUCCCACCUCUCUGCCAAUCACCAUCGCAGGGGCCAUGAUGCGGGACGUGGCGAUUUCCAAAAUUCUCGCGGUUACCAGCACGAAUUCCGAUCACACCGGCGCUAGAGUGGUGUCACACGAACAGAGCGAGACGCUGAAAGUGUUAGAUCCGUAUUUGAAUGAGGAACCGAGCGAUGAUGAGGAUGAGGAUGAUCAUGCUGCUGGCGAUUUCACCGGAGCCGCAGGCGAUGGAAAUCUAGCAGCGACAAAUACAGCAUCAAUUUCAUCGAAGAAAAUAAAGCGCGAAAAACGCCGUGAAGAAAACGAGGUCGCGCUAGACCAUUUGAUACCGCAAUUUGGAACCUUGGACUACAACAAGUCCUUGACCUCGUUGGAAAUAGGGAACGUCUUGCGGUUCCUCAGCGGGUUGUCGGCGAGAUUCACCAGCACCAAACUGGACGGGAAUUCUCACGCAGCGACGACGACGAGUACCACCAUCUCAAUAUGGCGCGCCAAGGGUGUGCUGCAUGUGGGAAAGCAGAAGUGGGUGUGGAAUUUGAGCGGGGAUUACCGGAUGGAUUUGACCGUGGAAGAUUGGGAAAACGGGAUCACGCCCUACUCAAAACUGACGUUGAUCGGGACCAAUUUGGACAGAGCAGGCGUGAGUGAAGAGGAGAUUGCGGAGGAGUUAGAGGGGCCUGCAAGCUGCGCGGCAUCUUCAGCAAAUGCAGCACCGCAGAGCAGUUCAAAGGUAUUGGAGCGGUUACGAGAGGUAGCGAGUGUUGAAGACGACCUGCUGGCGCAAGAGGCUGCCGUCGCAACUCCAUCAGCAGGCACAUCCUCUGAAAGGAAAAAUUCUCUUGUCUCUUUCUCCAUCCGCGUCCGUACUCUCUUCCCUUAUGACCGAACAAAGCCGCUCGAGCCAGAUGUUGACUUUUUCAACCGCACAGGAAAAUCGCCCGAUUCUUUCCCUGCCUUCUUCGCCCAGCAAGUCGCGGAUCAGUGGAACAGACGGAAGGAAACUUUGUUUCGAACGACAGUUGGAGAAGAGAAAUAUGCUGGGAAGCCAGUGAUCGCGGCGGUUGGGGGGAGAAUUUUCUUCUGCUGCAACCAGCAGUGGUCGGAAGCGGCCGUUGCGCUGCUGGUAGAGGAUAUCCGGAAACAGGGACUGCACGAAUUUCGAUUUGUGAAACUGUAAAUGAAGUGGAUAAGUAUUGAAGUAGCGACGAAUGAAGCAGCGAAAUUGUUGGCGCGAUUUAUUUGCCAGUCUUCCUCUGGCUUGCCACAGCUCCCGCAGCGGCCUUUUCAGUGCUGCGGCACCGACUCCUUGUUCAGGACAUGUAUACGAAAUUACGACGAUAAAUGUGCAAGUUCUUCACUAAAUGCUUUUGAGUGCAAGCUGGUGCGC